Molecule: messenger RNA, 1058 nt
Organism: Cicer arietinum (chickpea)
Lineage: Eukaryota; Viridiplantae; Streptophyta; Magnoliopsida; Fabales; Fabaceae
Biological process (GO): regulation of DNA-templated transcription
Cellular component (GO): nucleus
Molecular function (GO): sequence-specific DNA binding; DNA-binding transcription factor activity
Source: RefSeq, a predicted model, not a curated record
AAAACCAAAUUCAGUGCCAUAUAAUAUAAUAUACAAGACAAAAGAAACAUCUUUAUCCAAUCACAAGAACUUUGAAAUUUUUCUACAUGUAUUGGCAUGGAGUGAUGGCUGGCCAAAUGGGUCAUAUGGAGGAAGAGGUAUGGAGGAAGGGACCAUGGACUGGUGAAGAAGAUAGGUUGCUUAUUGAUUAUGUUAGGAUGCAUGGUGAAGGAAGAUGGAACUCUGUUGCUAGGCUUACUGGAUUAAAAAGGAAUGGAAAGAGCUGCAGAUUAAGAUGGGUGAAUUACCUAAGACCAGAUCUCAAAAGGGGUCAAAUAACACCACAAGAAGAGAGCAUAAUUUUAGAACUGCAUGCUAGAUGGGGAAACAGGUGGUCAACAAUCGCUAGAAAUUUACCGGGAAGAACGGACAAUGAAAUAAAGAAUUAUUGGCGGACUCAUUUCAAGAAAAAGGCAAAAAAUCCCUCUGACGCUGCAGAAAAGGCGAAAAAUCGAUUCAUGAGGAAACAACUAUUUCACCAACAACAACAACAAUUGCAACAACAACAACAAUUUAACUUAGACAUGAAAAGUGUGAUGUCCUUGGUUGAGGAAAAUAAUAUUAAUAACUAUAGAGUGCCUUAUAUAUCUCAAGCUAGACAAGAAAUGUUUAAUAUGUGUCCUAACAACAUAGAAGAGCAGGGUUACUUUAUGCUUAAUGGAAACUCUUCUGUACCUGAGGCAUCAGUUGAAGAUAUUUUGUGGGAUGGACUUUGGAAUUUGGAUGAUGUUCAUGGCAAUUUUAGUGUUGCUAAUGCAACAAACAAAAAUGGCCUAUACAAUUUAGUUUCUCCCUAUUGCUAAUGUUAUUUGGUUAAGGAGAUUUAUAAUAAGUACUCUUAGUUUAAUUAGAUUAAGUUAUAGUUUGAUGUAAGUCUCCAAAAACCAGGAGCUUUUGAUUUGUUACAUAAGGUGUGUAGUUGAGUUAGUAAAAUAAUGUUCUGAAGGCUAUUUAUUAUGUAACCUGUCAAUAAAUAAAGUGUCUCAAUUUUGCUUAUAAAGCUCAAUGAAUUUCCAUUU